Molecule: messenger RNA, 913 nt
Organism: Beta vulgaris subsp. vulgaris (sugar beet)
Lineage: Eukaryota; Viridiplantae; Streptophyta; Magnoliopsida; Caryophyllales; Amaranthaceae
Exons: 4
Coding region: 1-630 (209 amino acids)
Source: RefSeq, a predicted model, not a curated record
AUGGCAGUCGUCCAAGAACAGAUCAAGAACAAUAUGUUGUUUCUCAAAGUCAAUCCAGAUCCAUCUGCUAGCAAUCCAGUUCCUCUUAGAAGGCGUUCCCAUAUCCAAGCCGACCUGUUUGUCAGGAACCCUCUAGUAAUUAAUUUUCGACUCCACUUCUCAGUUCUCCCUCCCUCCCUCCCAAUUACUUCUCUCAAUUGGACUCUGUCAACCUCGCACCGUUCCUCCUUCCGCCGAUCCUUCGCACCCUCGUCCUUCGCUUCCGUCGUCCCUCCCUCCGUCGUCCCUCGCUCUCUCAGUCAUCCUCACUCUGUCAUCCUCGCAAUUGGUUCACUCACGCUAUGGAACUCGCUGCGUGAAAGUUACUCCAUCGAUGAAUACUUUCUCCUCUCAUUGUUCUACCAACAUGCUAUCUUAGGGAUCUUAGAUGAGGAGAAAAGGAUGAAUUCCUCGUACAUCAUCAGUGUCGCGAGGAAACUUGGAUGUUCUAUUUUUUUGCUUCCUGAAGACAUCACUGAGUCAAGUUCCCCAAUUUCAGUAAUCGCAAAGAUAGACAGAUUCGAAGCUAUCUUGCUCUUACUCAAUGGUCCUUAUCUUGAGAAUGGUAUAAUUUCUCCGCCUAAUUCUUAGUUUUCUCUGUUCACAGGUUUAAUUUUUGUGAUUUAACUACAUUUUGAAUUUUUUGUUGUGCGAUUUCAAUUUGUGUGACCUUGGAAAUUCUAAAAUUUCAAUUGCUUGGUUAGCUUUUUAUUUUCUUUGUUGCCUAAAUUUUCUUACUUCUUUUUUCAUGUAAAUUUAGUUGUUCAUUGAUAGAAUGGACUUAGGAAUGAUCUAUGAAUUUGUGAGAUUUAUAGUUUGAAUUAUUAUUUUGUUGCUUUUGAUUUGUGAGUUCACUUAAGCCAAACUCCAAUGU